CCUGUGACCACUGCUUACGCGCCCUAGAAACUGCUGAGGAAAAUGCUCAGAGGCUGCUGGGAAGAUUCCAGCUCCUUCCUCACCCAGAGAAAUGCAGCAUUCGAAAAGAGCUCCAUCAGUGCUGUCCCGGCUGCCAGGUGGAUUACUGCAGUUCUGAGUGCCGCCAGGCCGCGUGGAAUCAGUACCAUCAGGUUCUCUGCCUGGGACCCUCCAAGCAAGACCCCGGUCAUCCUCUCAACAAACUGCAGGAAGCUUGGAGGAACAUCCACUACCCCCCGGAGACUGCGAGCAUUAUGUUGAUGGCCAGGAUGGUGGCAACCGUCAAGCAGGCGAAAGACAAAGAGUGGUGGAUCAAACUUUUUUCUCAGUUCUGCAAUAAAACCGCCAACGAGGAAGAAGAGAUCAUUCACAAGUUGCUGGGAGACAAAUUUAAGGUGAGGACA
Pseudonaja textilis is the source of this 443-nucleotide messenger RNA. Lineage: Eukaryota; Metazoa; Chordata; Lepidosauria; Squamata; Elapidae. The record is from RefSeq and is a predicted model, not a curated record.